This is a messenger RNA of Pecten maximus, 3574 nucleotides long. RefSeq lists its product as uncharacterized. Lineage: Eukaryota; Metazoa; Mollusca; Bivalvia; Pectinida; Pectinidae. The coding region runs from base 160 to 1707 and encodes 515 amino acids. The transcript has 8 exons. The record is from RefSeq and is a predicted model, not a curated record.
GACACCUACCGGUCGACGAUGGCUUUCAACACUCUACAUCGUUUCAGCGGAGGCUAGUUUCUUUGGAAACUUUGUCAGAUGGAGAGGAUCAAAAGACUAAGCUAAUACAACACCAGAAGAGCUGUACCUAGAACUAGCUCCAAAAUAAAAAACAGAAGGAUGGCUGAAAAAGCUAGUACGUCCCAAGCUGAUGAUGAUCAGCAGUACAAAAUCAGAAUGUGGUAUUCUGAUAUGGUGAUACAUCUGAGUGAGAUGAUCAGCCCAGAUAGAAAAUUGACCUGGCAGAGACUUUUGACAGCACUGGAACCAUUGUUACCUCAUGUACUCCAUGGUGACGACAUUACAUAUAUUGGAGACAUACUUGAGAAGCUGAGGGCAAAAGGAAAGAUUGAUCCUAUGAAAGGUUCCUUUGAGGAACUCCAUGACGCACUCCUUAAAGUUGACGUUGAAGCAGCCGAGGUUGUUAAGGAGACUUCAAUCAAGAUAAAAGCACUCCUGUCUGAAGGACAACCGGCAGCAAAGAAACGUAGAACCGAAAGAGAUGGAAACCAGAUAAGAGCAACAGAAAUGACUAUUUCGACGCAUAAGCUAAUAUAUGAGGUACAGGAAGGAUCUGGAGCAGCAUUCAUAAACUGUAACGUGGAUCCUGUACCAAACAGUAUUCAAUGGAAAAGAGACAAAAUACCACCACCAAAGACAAGAGUUCUUAUGGACAAUAAUAAAUACUUUUAUGGUGGGGAAGCGCCUUCACUUGUGAUAAAAACACCAAACAAAUUAAUGGAUGAAGGUUACUACCAAUGCACGGCAGAAGCCAAUGGAAAAUCAGUGGAUGGAGAUGUUGUACAACUUAAAGUGUAUGCACUUGACAAAGAAACCGAAUAUAAGCGCAGUAUGAGACGGAAACUGGAAACAAAAAAUAUCAAAUUGACUUUCAUUGGUCAUGCUCGAGCAGGGAAAACAUCUUUGAUGAGGCAGUUACUAAGGAAGCAAAUCAAACCUGGAGGCCCAGAACCUACUAAUAUGGCUGAGCUACUAUCCAAACGAAUAAGAUACAAACUUGGAAAGAGUGGAAAGGAAAGGGAAAAAAUAGAGAAAGGAAAGGACGCAGAGUUAUGCAGUCAACGCUUACGGCAACACCACAGGAAUGUAGACGAUGGAACCGUACAGGAAAUGGAAACAUCGAAUGCACUUUCAAACGAUGAUACUGGAUAUCCUGGUCAAUCAGAAGAGGGGGCUGUAGCAUCACAUACUAUUGUAUACGAAGGUCCUCCACGUCCUCCGCAACCGAUCACAGAAGACCAAAGAAAAGAUAUUGAAGAUUACAAUAAGGAAGACGAUAGUGUUGAUGACCCAUCCACAGCUUAUGUAACAAUGUUUGACUUUGGAGGAGAUGAAGUGUUUCACACUUGGCAUCAAUGUGUCAUGUCGACAAACAGUAUAUACCUGCUGGUAUUUGAUGUUUCCUUGUGGGAAAAUCCAGACAAGCAAGAUAUCAUUGUCGAUGAAAUCGCGCACUGGCUUAAUGCAGUUGCAACGUACUCACAGAGCAAAUCUGGUGAAAAGAAGUGUGCUCCACCAAUUAUCUUGAUUGGUUCUCAUAUGGACAAAAUAGAAACCGUGAGUAUGCUUCAUGAUGAUGUUUUUGAAAACACAACAUUUCACCAGAUAUACAUUGGAACUUCAUCAACUCGAACUCAGAAAAUUUGAACUAAGCCUAACUAGAAGUACUUUGUCAGUCCCGGCCGAAUUGUCUCUUUAUCCUAAUGAAAGAAAAAUUGAAUUCGAAAAAAUCCAAAAAAUUUGUAUAGACUGCAAUGGGAAAAUUUGGUCCAAACAAUAAAAAUCCUUCUUGAAAUGAUGAAAUAACUCGAACAAUCGUUCUUGAGUGUAACAACAAUCAGUGGUAAACGCCGACAUUUUUUCAACGUCAAAUUUCCGUUUGCAAUACUAGCUUUAGGUAUCUGAACUACAACCUGCUGAUUAUUAUAUGCUACUAUAAGUGUUUAAUGAAUUAAUUUAAUUGUCUGUGGAAUCUUACAGCAACUCUCGGUGAUAAAAAGUACUGCUUUACUUACCGUAAAAAAUUGUGUAUAGUGCAAAGUUUUUGAGGUUCAUUUUCAAUGAAAAAAUAAAUAAAUAAAAAAAACACCUUAUGUUCAACUAAGCAGCAGCUGAAUUCUACAGCAUAAGAUGAUAGGAAUAUGUACAUUAUCAAAGCUAAUUUACCACAUUUAUUGACAGAUUGUUUACAUUAUACUGCGAUGGGCCUCGUCAGCUAGCAAAUUGGAGUGGUCCCAUCCAGGAUGUUUAUACAAACAAAAUAUCAAUCCUACCCUCAAUUACAUUGUACCUUGUGGUUUUCACGGAAGUUUGAUCUUUUAUGGUAUCUAUACACGAUAUAUAACAAGAUUGACUGGUAAGCUGAGUACAGUGCUGGCUUACGUAAUGUAACAAAGGCUGCCAUUUUGAAUACGAAAACAAUUCUGCUGUCGUUGUGAUGGUCACAACUUUUAUAUCAAUGAAAUAAACUUGUGGAAUGGAUAGAUUUUACAGAGCAGUGCAGACGAAAAAUUUGAGUCGUUUUCACUCUGACAGAUCGUAAUUUUUAUGGCCAGUUGGUCAGUGACUGCCGCACGAGAUCAAGGCAUUAGUGUUACCCUUGCCUAAUUGCGCAUGCGUGCUGUUACAGCUUCCGUAAAUAAACAAGUUGAACGUUAUUAGUUUCUGGCAACACUCUGAAUUUAUAAGGUGAUUUAUUUAGACGUAUGAAAUAACUAACUACUGAUAUAUCAUUUCAAGUUUUGUUUGAUGGUAAUUGAUGAGAUAUUAUACAUCGUUUUGGACCUGAGUACGACAACUUGCUCAAAUGAUAUCUUAUGUACAGCAGAUGUUUGACUCACGAUCUACUUAGAUAAAUCCAAGUAAUUGCUUAUAAAUACACAAUAUCAAGGAAUUAAAAAAGCCAAAUAACUAUUUAUUUCUUUAUUUGUUAACUAAUUACUUACUUAAUGCUAUAUAUAUAAGCAUUGGUAAAUCAUAAUCCUGCUGUUGAAGGAAACGAUCAUAAAUCUCAGAUCACAUUCAUGCAUCUAACUGGCAAAAGCAUGUACUUGUGUAUACAUUAAUUGUAGUGCGCAGUGGAUUUUUUCACUUCUCAAAUUUUGAAAAAAAAUGUGUACUAUACACGAAUAUUUACGUUACAUCAGGUAAUUUCCCAAAGGGGUUGCCAAUAAUAAUACCCAAUAUACUAACAGUCAAACAACAUAUCUACCUGCUCGUUCAAGCGGAACCAAUAAAGUUCACACAUCAGUAGUCGACUGUUGUUUGUACAAAUAUAGAAAUGAAACAGUCACUGCUGCCUGUUAAAUCUUUAAAUGACUGAAACAAUAGCGUAAUUAAUUCCGAGGUGUUCAGAGUAUGUCUGUAUAAACGUUCACCGUUGUCUUUAUUAACUCGGAUAACACACCAACUCAGUAACAGUAACAUUUUAUACACACAUGUGCAAUUCAACUUCCUGUGCUAAUACACAUGGAAACGGUGUGAUUAUCGGUAAAACCUAUAAGCCUAUCAAACA